Messenger RNA from Exophiala bonariae, 1683 nucleotides. RefSeq lists its product as uncharacterized. Gene Ontology annotation, molecular function: mRNA binding. Lineage: Eukaryota; Fungi; Ascomycota; Eurotiomycetes; Chaetothyriales; Herpotrichiellaceae. Gene Ontology annotation, cellular component: nucleus; cytoplasm. The coding region runs from base 1 to 1683 and encodes 560 amino acids. The record is from RefSeq and is a predicted model, not a curated record. The transcript has 5 exons.
AUGGCUGAACUUCCUCCGACCAAAGCUGUGAUGGCAGCCCCAGCUCUGUCUCCGCCCAGCGAGACAGAUGCUCUGGCCGUGGGCUUGGGAGCAAUGGUUGUUGGUGGAGGUGCUCAGAGCGGAUCUGAUACCUCGGAGCCUACGGUGCCAUCCGGCCCUAGGACUCCAGAAGACGAGAACAACUUCGGCGAGAACGCAAUGGGCGCCAUGCCAUACCAGGCAUCGGCAGAAACUUUGGCGAUCGCAAGCAGGAUUGCGCACCGUGCCCGUGGAUAUACAGGCCACGACGGUUUCGUUCCUCGAGCAGACAGGGUGAGAACCGGGAUCACCGCAAACAAUGCGCAGGGGCUUUACCCACCCAGCGCAUUAUUGUUCAUUGCGAACUUGUCAAACCAGCGCUCAGUCGAGCAACUGGAAGUCUCAUGCCAGCAGGUAUUCAGUAGCUUUGGGCCCUGCCACGUAAAGGUCCGCUAUGACCGAAACAAGCAUCCUUUCGCUUUUGUUCAAUUUGAGAGCGAUGAAGAUGCGAGCGCUGCAGUGGACGGCUCGGUGAACUUGAGCAUUGAUGACCGGAGAAUCCGUGUCGAGCGUGCCAAAGCUGAACGUGCUGUCAUUCUGAGCAAUGUCAAUGGCAUUCAGAUCACAGAAGAUGAAGCUCGUUUCAUGCUUGAACGCUAUGGACCAAUCGAAAUCAUGGCCACCACCGAAAAAAUGGACAAUCCACCUCGUAACAACAUCAAGGGCGGCAUGUAUGUCAAGUUUGCAUUCUACCUCGACUGCCAAGAUGCACUCAAGGCAUUUCCACACCACACCUCUGGCUACAUCUUGAUCUUGGCCCCAUCCUUGGAACCAAGAGUUCAUUACAAUCGAGGCACCCCAGUCGUUCGUGGGUUUUCGACCCCAAGAUCCGCAGUUGACCAGAAGAGUAUUUUUGUUGGCAACCUUCCAGAAGGCACCACCCGGUCUGAUCUGCACGACCUUUUCGAUGAGUUCGGCAUGAUUGUCCAAGUCAAUGUGAUCCGCAAGGUCUUUGGGGACGAUGGAGUGAACAACUUUGGAUUUGUGGAGUUCAGCACCGUACAAGAAGCAGAGCACGCAUCCCACGCAGAGCGUACAUUCAAGAAUACCAAGCUUCGCAUUGAACCCAAAGAGUAUUCGGUCAGACGCAACCCUAGUCACACCCUUUCCACAUCAUAUAUUCCACCCACUCCAGCACAUACUUUCACGCCUCGCAAUCAUUUCGAGAACCUCAAUUACCUCAACGCUUCACGCUUGCCGUUUGCUCAACCUGUCUUCAAUCACACCCAAGCCAACAACACCGCUGCAUUGACCCACGCUCAAGCAAGUGCCGCGAUGACUCAGGCUCAAGUCCAAGCUCAAGCCCAUGCGAACGCAACCAUGACUGGAAUUCAUACCCAAGGCUUCACUCAUCUCGAACACCAGAACCCAUUGCACUCAUACAGCCUAUACAGCCAAGGCUCAUUUACGACUCCUCCUCAUCACAGCGCCAACCGCAUUGCAAGCCACGGUCAUGACGUGGGAAUGUUCUCACCUACACCGAGCCAUCAUGCUCAUCCCUUCAAUCCCAUCGUCGCUCCCCAAACUCCACAGUACAGCGGACAGCCAUUCGGAACCACACACUUCAUGAACCCCAUCCAGGAGGCCGAGGGCGAAGAGUACUAA